UCAUUGAUGUGUACGGUGUAGUGUACUUCACACGAAUUGGCGUGAAAUGAAACUAAGAGCCAAUGUAUGGAUAAUUACACAUUAAUUCAUUGGGAUUAACAUGCAGUUCAAUUGUGGAUAAACAGAACAAUUUGUCUUAAUGUAGAAAAUGAAGAGGAAUUACGCUGUAGCUUUAAAAUUCCCUUUUGUUUCGCCGGAAUUUUUGGUGACAUUGUUUUGUUUACAAAUCUACACAGCACAUGGUUUGGAUCUGACACAAUGUCGGAAUUCCCUUGGAAUGCAGUCAGGUGACAUCCACGAUGGAGCGAUUACUGCCAGUUCAUCUUUCAACGACGACAGUGUUGGACCAAAAAAUGCAAGAAUCCGAACUGAAACAAACGGCGGAGCGUGGUGUCCGAAGAGUGUUAUCAAUCGGGACACAUACGAGUAUCUGCAGAUUGACCUUGGACGCCUCACAGUCAUCACCAUGGUUGAAAUACAGGGCAGAUUCGGCAAUGGUCAGGGUCAAGAGUUUACAGAGGAGUUUUUGCUCGAGUACCAGCGCGAAGAUGGCGGAGAAUGGAUGAGGUUCCGCAACAAACGGGGAGAGGAGCGUUUUGAGGGGAACGAUAACACCUACUCAGCAGAAUUGCGCCAAGUAUCGCCGCCCAUCAUUGGAAAACGUUUGCGGUUUAUACCAUAUUGCCGUAAUCCACGCACAGUUUGUCUCCGAGUGGAACUGUAUGGCUGCACAUGGCAAGAUGGUAUUGUGUCAUAUUCAAUGAGACAGGGAGACAAAAGAGGGGCUGAAGUGGACUUCUUUGAUUUCACAUAUGAUGGUAUAAUUAGCCAGAACUACCUUCACGAUGGUCUCGGACAGCUGACCGAUGGAGAGGAGGGGGACACAAACUUUCGUCUUGACCCUCAGGAUCUUGGGAUUAAAGGAUACGAGUGGGUCGGCUGGAAAAAUGAUACAUUGAUUGAUCCGGGUCCGGUUGAAAUUUUGUUUAAAUUCGAUAAUGUUCGACACUUUUCAUCAGUGAUGCUUUAUUGUAAUAAUUAUUUUUCAAAAGACAACCGAGUGUUCAAAACGGCCGUUAUUCAUUACAGUAUUGGAGGGAAAUACUUCAAGCAGAAAAAAGACAAAUUUUACUUUAUACGUGACACUGUGGUGGAAUAUGCACGAAAUGUUUAUAUUAAAUUGGAUAAUAUAAUUGCACGAUAUAUAAAAUUGGAACUUUAUUUUGACGCCAAAUGGAUUUUAAUUAGUGAAGUGCAGUUUGAAUCAAAACCUGCUAGCGGAAACUUUAGUGCCGAGUUACCUCCCCCGACAACUGUUUCCACGACAACAGCUAAACAAGAUGAUAGUGAUAAUAAUGAUCCUGAAAUGGAGGUCGAUCCAAAUGCUGGCGGACCUAUAAUAGAUCUAGGUACAGAUCAUGACCAUGAUGGGUAUGUACCAGUGGAUGUUGGCAGAAAUGAUAAAGACGACGAUAUACACAAAACCGAGGAGAAGAAAUCAUUUGAAGAGCAAUAUAUCGGCAUUAUAAUUGGAGCCCUGGCUUUCCUAAUAGUAGUUUUAUUCGCAAUAGUACUUUUUAUUGUCAUUCGACAUAAGAAGCGAAAACACAAUAAUAACAGACUUGGGAUGAAACCCGUCGUCGAUCAUGUGACGAUGAAUAUGAAUCACAUCAACACGUUUCAUCCGACGCUGACGGGGAAAAUGUCAAACGGCACUAUGUACAAGGGAGUUCCGGUUGAGGAUAUGGACGACCAUCAUAUUUGCAAUGGUGGGGAUAAAAUUUUAAAGGGAUAUUCUGAACCAAAAGACUCAAUUCAGGGUCGUAAUCUGCCCGAUCUUCCAUCUAGUUCUGAAAUGCAAGAUUCAAGAGACUAUGCUGUACCAGAUGUAACGAAGUCAGCCCUGAAAGUGGCGUUACCCCCGAUAUACCCUCCUCAGCCACCGGUACGGGUCCAGCCCUUGAACCAGUUGGAUCUUCCACCACCUACAUAUGAUGCCCUGUAUGCCGCAGCCGAUGUUGUUAAUUCACAGGGUCUAAACAUUCCAAAUCUACAGGGUGCUACUGGUAGCAGUGUUUAUUCGAUACCCAAUGCGGAGUUGUUGUUGAGUAUAGAUUUGGCGGUUGUCGAGUUUCCGAGAGAAAAUCUACGUUUUGUUGAAGUUCUUGGUGAAGGACAGUUUGGAGAGGUACAUCUAUGUGAGGCAAUGGGCAUUGCUGAGUAUUUGCCAGACGGCUACGUUAUAAGGACAAACAUUAAUCGCCCUGUGCUUGUUGCCGUGAAAAUGUUACGUAAAGAAGCUGAUGACAGAUCUAGAUCUGAUUUCCAGAAAGAGAUCAAGAUAAUGUCUCAGCUUAAGGAUCCGAACAUUGUACGGGUAUUGGGCGUGUGUAUUAAGGAGGAGCCACUCUGUAUGAUCGUAGAGUACAUGAAGUAUGGGGACCUUAACCAGUUCUUGCUGGAUCACGUCCCAGAGUCUCCAAUGGCAGAGGCUGCCAAUGCUAAAACAUUAAGUUAUGGUUGUCUGAUCUACAUGGCAUCGCAGGUCGCAUCAGGAAUGAAAUAUCUGGAAUCCCUGAACAUGGUGCAUCGUGAUCUGGCCACACGAAACUGUCUAGUCGGUACCAAUUUCACCAUCAAGAUUUCUGACUUUGGUAUGAGUCGGAGCUUGUACAGUGCAGACUAUUACAGAAUAGAGGGACGGGCUGUGUUACCCAUAAGAUGGAUGGCCUGGGAAUCUAUUCUACUGGGUAAAUUUACAACCAAGAGUGAUGUUUGGUCAUUAGGUGUGACGUUAUGGGAGAUACUGACUUUUGCACGGGAUCAGCCAUACGAUACAAUGAAUGACGAACAAGUGAUCGAAAAUGCGGGACAUUAUUAUCGGAAUGAUAACAAACAAUUGUACUUGCCUCAGCCGACUAACUGCCCAAAGGAAAUAUUCGAUCUGAUGUUGGAAUGUUGGAAUCGUGCAGAGAGCGAGCGACCCAGUUUCAGAGAAAUCCAAAUGUUUUUACAGCGUAAAAAUAUGGGAUAUAAUCCCAAAGAUGAGAAGAUGAACCAGAUCAAGGUUCCUAUUUGCUGACUAUCCGAAGACGCUGCAAACGUUGUUGGACAUAUGUCACCAGAAAAUGUGGCAGCCAUCUUGGAUUGUCUUAAAGAGUCUGGCAACACAGAGAACUCUCUAAUUAAUAUGCCAGCUCUACUGGAACUGAAAAGACGAAGUUUAAAAAUUGACAAUUGAAGUAACUUCAUUUUGUUUCAGUGAUGGUUGGUAUACCCACAUUGCUUGCCAUUACAAAAAACACAUAUUCAAGUGAAAUCUAUAAAUGGCAUAUAUGACAUAUAGCUCACUAGAGCAUCAUGGGAGAUGUGUAGAGAGAGAUGUGAAAAGAAAUGUGUAAAGAAGUGCUUCAGUGCAGUGAUAGUAAAGAGAAAAUUAUGAUCAAUAACAGUGACAUGUAGAUAAUAGAUCUUUGACUCAUUUAAUGGAGGAUUUUUUACAGGAAUUGAUCAAAUUGUAUUUAUUUCAUUUAUGAACAUAGUUCAUUAUAGACAGUAGUGAUAGGGACAGUUUUAGCUUAUCUUUAUAAUUAUGUUCACCCCCAAAAAUGAUGCAGAAUGUACUUAAUUGAACUUGUAUCUUUCAUACCAGUCUCUCUACAAAUACAGGUUGAAACAUUAUCAAAGCUUUUUUCUGUAUUUUGGGUGGAACAGUAACCAUGGCUUACUAAUAAAAGUGAAUUUGAAGUGAACUAAUUUAGAAUUUUGACCUUUUCUUAUAAAGGUCAUUACUAAACUAUUAAUAGCAUAUGUGUGCAACAGAUAUUUGUGUAACAGAAUAAGUGAAAACUGAAAACAUGCAUUUUAAAAUAACCUUGAUUUUACACACAUUUAUAUAUAUAUACAUUUGCUUUUAAAAACUGUAUAAAGACUAUUGUAAAUAGCAUUUAUUGUACAUGGCUAUCAAAUGUACAUAGUUUUAACUUUUAAGAUAAUGUUUGUAAAUUAUUGUACAUGUUUGUAUAACAGUGGUAUAGUGCAAGUCUUUUUUUCAUGUUAGAAACAUUUUUACACAACACUAUUGACACAAAUAUAAAAUACAUUUUCACAAAGAUAUGUUACAUGUUACUAUUUUUAUGACCAGAGAGCUGUUUGGAUGCUUCAUUUGUACAAAGCAACCCUUUUUAUCAAACUUAAAUGACACAACUUUUUUGACCAGAGCUUUAAAAUUCACUCAAAAAUAGAAUAAUUUUUGUUCUGAUAUAAUCAUUCAGAGUGGACCUUUUUUCAAUGUGAAGUCAUUUUAACAAAGAUAAUGUUUGUAUUAACAAAAACACUGUUAUAUCAGUGCUGACCACAUUGGUUUGUUGGUAUUUCAAGUAGCUAAACCUUACGACAUUAUUAUUGUAAUUUUCUGUUUUUAACUAUAAUAACCAGAGCACCAGGAGUUGUGUUACAUUUAGAUAACAUAUAUUUUUACCAACUAGGGGAUACAGAAAUUAUUAUGGCUGUGAAGUGUGGGGUUGGAUACAGAAAAUAUUAUGGCUGUGAAGUGUGGGGUUAUUAUGCUGAUGCAAGUGUUUAGGAAUAAAGAUUUGAUUUAGAUGUUAAACUUAUUACUUAUACGAUUUAUGUGGGUUUUUUUGUGUUCAUUUGUCAGCACCAACCAUCUUAAGCACAAGACUAAUUGAGAGGUCCCGAGUUAGACCAUUGGUCAAGACAUUGAUUUCCGUGAUGUUUUGAUUUAAGAACAAAAAUGUGAUGUCUUUUGUCAAGCAGUUACUUGUGUGUAUUUGUUAAUGUGGGGUGGGUGGGUGGGUGUGGGGUAAGUACUGUAACAUAAUCCAAGAACGGUGCUUAAUUUAAGUGUCCACCAAUGUAAAAUUUGAUAUUCUUAAAAAAUGGCAUUGGACAUAUCAAAUGAACAAAAAUUUGAUUUAGAUAUGCAGUAACAUAAAAUUAAUAUAACGUGUUAGUGCUAUCAUUCUAAAUUCAUCAGCGGCUUAGAAUGGCUACCCAUUUUAAGCAUUUACAUUUUGUGCAGGCAUACACAAAGGCGCUGCUUUAUUGCCAUAUUUUUAUGUGUGUUAUGAUCAAUAGUACAAGUUUGUUUCCUUAUCAUAAUUGUGUGUGCAGCAUACAUAGUUCAUAUUAUCAUGUUUCAAACCAAAUUUAUCAUUGAAUUUCAUCUAAAAGUUUCACAUUUUUGAGCUUUGGAAAGAGUACUUAAUAUUUGUUGUCAUAGAGACUAGUCAAUCAUAACUUAUUUUCCAUUUUUUAUUGUUUCAUGAACAAAAUUUUGUUCACUGAAGGGGGCCGUUUCCUGGUUGUUACAUUAUGCUUCUGGACAAAAUAAAGUAAUUUUACUUUUUUAAUUAUAUAAUUGUGUUACCUUAAACAAGUAUUACUUUCAAUAUUUAGGGCUGAUAUUCAUAAAUAUGUUUGAUAUGGAUUUCAAAAUGUAAACAACAUAUCUAAAGAAAGCUUUAUAGAAUUCAAUGUAUUACUUAAAAGUACUGUAUGUUACUUUUUUCCUUCAAGUUAAAUGACACAAUAUGAGAAAAUAUCUUUGUUUGCUGUUAAAUGGCUUCCUUUAAUCAAAACAGAUUUAACUUUUAUGGAGUCUGUUCUAUUGUUACUUGUAUUCUUUAGCUUGAAACAAUCACCUGUUGAAAGUAAUUGAACUAUUUAUAGAUUUUAAUUGGUGUUAGACAUAUCUAAAUAUAUAAAUGAUGUUUAUCGGUAUUUCACUGCAGUCUGAAAAUGUUACAGAAGGAAUUUUUAAAAUUCGUUUCUAUGAGUUCAUAACAGUAUUGAUUGGAUAAAACUGGAAUACCUCAUAUAUAAUGGGUAUGUAUGCCUGUUAUAAAAUCUCUAAAGGUUGUAAAAAGUAUUGAAACUGUCCAGUUUAAAUGGAAAAUGUAAUUAUAUAUAGAUCAUUUUCUCAAUGUUUCGGUUUAUUGAAUGAUACUAACAGCAAGUAUAGGGAAAGAUAUCAGAUCUAUUAUUUAUUAAGAAUAAGUAGAAUAAGUGCUAGUUAAGAAGCAAGAGUCACUUGUUGUCUAAAAAUUGUUAUACCAUCUGAAGUAGUUAUAAGAAAUGACAUUGAUACUGUACUUUGGUGUAUCAGCUAGCUAUUUUCUUCAAAACCAUAUUUUCAUAACUUGCAAUUGGCCAAAAUUGAUAGCUUGUAUUUCAUUGGCUAAAACUUUUCUAUACAAACAGAAUGUUGUAAAACCUAUAUUUGUACAUAAAUUUUAAACUGUAUUUUAUCAUACUUAUUUCUAGCGAUUUUUAUGUGUUUACACUAAGAUUAAUUCCAGAUAUUUCUGUUCUGAUGUUUUAAUAUAAAUAGAAGUGAGUCUUAAAGCGACCUUAAAUCUACUUAAUUUUUUUUUUUAUAUAUAUAAGAGCAAAACUGUUCAUUGCUCUUACAAGACAGCGAAACUAACCACUACUUAAAGUACUGUUGUUUAUAUUUUGUUGAAACUGCCUUAUAACUACGCAUGGCUAGAAAAUAGAAAAUAUGGAGUGCAAAAUAAUUACACUAUUGGUUACAAACAAAAAUACAUAAUCAAUUUGAUGGAAACCAGUAUGUCAUUACUGUAACAGAAGACAUCACUGCUGAAAAGUAAAAUAGUCGCUCUUGAACUAAAGUUGAAUUUACAUUCUGAACAACAGGUUGCCAAUGUUAUAACUGAAUAUACUAAGUUACCUAUACUUCUUUUCUGGUAUCCACUUUGUAUGUAGUGUUUAAGACAGGUUUUAUUUCUUGGCAAGCAACUUGUACACAUGAUGCCGUAUUUCUGAGAAUAUUUUAGAAUCAGGCUAAAAUAUCUAAGAAGUUGUUUUAAGGCUUUUUACUGCCAGUGUCAGUUCAGUUUCGUGUAGCUUUGUAGGAGGACUUUUGAUGUGGGGUAACAAAACAGUUGCCAUGAAUGCCUAUGGUUGAUUUGAACUGUUCAGGGCAAUUUAUAUGUCUGAAUUGAAAACUAUUUCAGUAUUUCAUUUCCAGUGGAAGUAAAGAUUACAAAAUGAGAAUAAUUUCGGUCAAAGUUGUAAGAAUAUUAGUGCUAAAAGUAUGAAUUCACAUAAAAGAAUAGUAACAUAUAAACUUUUUGUUACAUAUUGACGCAGUGUCACUAUUUGCACGUAUUUGAUUCUUGCAAAUACUUGUUGUAUUUAACUCCCAAUUUUGAGGGCAACUUAAGUCAGCUUUGCAUUAUAUGUAUAGUGGAUCAUUGUCAAUUUGUACCAAAAAGUCUUCUUUUUCAAAUCAUCACCAAACUUUGUAUGUUGUUUACAUUAGAAUUACUGUCCUGUUACGGUGAUCUGUGUGAGGUUUAUCACUACCAAACUUUGUAUGUUGUUUAUAUUAGAAUUACUGUCAUUUUACGGCGAUCUGUGUGAGGUUUAUCAAAACCAAACUUUGUAUGUUGUUUAUAUUAGAAGUAUUGACGUUUUGCGGCGAUCUGUGUGAGGUUUAUCAAUACCAAACUUUGUAUGUUGUUUAUAUUAGAAGUAUUGACGUUUUGCGGCGAUCUGUACAAAGUUUGGUUCGGUAUGUGUUCAGUAAUGUGUGAAUCUCUCUAACGACCAUUAUUUUGCUACAUGCUAUAUUUGUAUGAAAGCUGCUAAAUGAUGGAGUAAUUGCAUUUGAUCAUUUAUUUAUGAAAUAUUCGAAAUAAAAAUAUGAAACCAUGA
Messenger RNA from Mercenaria mercenaria, 7704 nucleotides. RefSeq names its product discoidin domain-containing receptor 2-like. Gene Ontology annotation, cellular component: signaling receptor complex. The transcript is spliced from 14 exons. The record is from RefSeq and is a predicted model, not a curated record. Gene Ontology annotation, biological process: positive regulation of kinase activity; multicellular organism development; protein phosphorylation. Bases 149 to 3082 code for a protein of 977 amino acids. Gene Ontology annotation, molecular function: ATP binding; collagen binding; protein tyrosine kinase collagen receptor activity. NCBI's taxonomy places the organism in Eukaryota, Metazoa, Mollusca, Bivalvia, Venerida, Veneridae.